GCCAUUCUCUUCCUCUCUAAUCUCUCUCUCUCUCUCUCUCUCUCUCUCUCUCUCUCUCUGUGGAGUUUGCUUUCUAUCUCUAUCAAGUAAACCCGAUAGACCCGGUCUAUCCAGCUAUUUCCCUUUUUCAUUUCCAGCUCUUUAUUACCCUCCUUUUUCGCUCCUCUAUCUCUUUCUUCCUCCUUUCUCUCUCUAGGGUUUUGAUUCUUUUGUACAGACCUACCCAUCUCGCUUUCUCCUUGCAUUUCUUCAAAAUUUUCAGUUUUUAGAAUGACUUCUGUGAAGAACAACUUCCUGCCUCCUGGGUUGGUUUCCAAUCUCCAGGAAGUGUUGUCAAGCAGAAAGGGUGAAGAAGAUAAUAGUAAUGAUAAAUCAACUGAACCCUCUACUUGUACUUCUGUUGAAAAUACUUCCGAGGCUGAAGAAAAUUCCAACCCUAUUGUUUUGGUUACUAAUGGAGAUGGGAUUGAGUCUCCUGGUCUUGUUUUUCUUGUUCAAGCUCUCGUACAUGAAGGCCUUUACAAUGUUCAUGUCUGCGCGCCGCAAUCGGACAAAUCAGUAUCUGGUCAUUCGGUUACUCUACAAGAAACAAUUGCUGUGACUUCUGCCAAUAUUAAGGGUGCCAAAGCUUAUGAAGUUUCAGGGACUCCAGUGGAUUGCGUCUCCUUAGCACUGUCUGGAGCACUGUUUUCUUGGUCAAAGCCUUUGCUGGUGAUUAGUGGAAUUAACCAGGGAUCAAGCUGUGGUAAUCACAUGUUUUAUUCAGGUGUUGUUGCUGGAGCUAGAGAGGCAUUAAUUUCUGGUGUCCCAUCUCUAUCAAUAUCACUAAACUGGAAGAAGAAUGAAAGCCAGGAAAGUCAUUUUAAGGAUGCAGUAGCUGUUUGUCUGCCAUUGAUCAAAGCUGCUGUCAGAGAUAUUGAGAAGGGGACUUUCCCAAAGAGUUGCUCUCUGCACAUAGAAAUCCCCACAUCUCCAUCUACGAAUAAGGGUUUCAAAUUGACUAAACAAAGUAUGUGGAGAUCUGUGCCUAGCUGGCGAGCUGUUUCAGCUAACCGGAACCCUUCUGCUGGACAUUUCAUGUCUAACCAACAAAGUCUUGGUAUCCAACUUGCACAGCUUGGUCGAGAUGCUUCUGCUGCUGGUGCAGCUCGCCGUGUAACCACACAAAAGAAGAAUGUUGAAAUUGAAUCAAUUGGGGCUGCAGGCAAAUCUGAUGCCAAUCGGGUGAAAAAGUAUUUUCGUCUUGAGUUUCUUGACAAGGAGCACGAAGAUACUGAUGAGGAUCUGGAUUACAGAGCACUUGAAAAUGGAUUUGUUGCAAUAACCCCUGUAUUGCUUUCACAACAUAUGGAGACAGACAUUCGUGUAGCGGCCUCAGAUUGGAUUUCUUCUGCAGCACUCACUGGGGGCCAAUGAAAAUCUACAUAGAAAUGAUAUAACCAGCGAUUUUGUAUACAUUUCCAGUUGUGUUAAAUUAGUUAUUAAUUGAUUUGUGCCUUUUGCAUUCACCUUCUUUUAAAUUAACCUUAAUUUAAUUUUCCCAAAUAUUUUGUUGGAGUUGGGUGGUUUGUAAUUUUAGUUGUUGCCUACAGGAAUGUAAUCUAAAAUGGGCAGGUCCUAAUUCUGUGACUUUGCCUUCUCCUCUAAUCCCUUCCCUCCUUCCACUCUGGAUUUGUAUUUUCUAUUUUAUUUCUCAACAUGUGUUUGAUGAUUAUGGAUACUCUCAUGUUCUCUCAA
This is a messenger RNA of Manihot esculenta (cassava), 1737 nucleotides long. RefSeq names its product 5'-nucleotidase SurE. The transcript has 10 exons. Gene Ontology annotation, molecular function: nucleotidase activity. The coding region runs from base 271 to 1416 and encodes 381 amino acids. The record is from RefSeq and is a predicted model, not a curated record. NCBI's taxonomy places the organism in Eukaryota, Viridiplantae, Streptophyta, Magnoliopsida, Malpighiales, Euphorbiaceae.